GCCGUCGCUGGUCGGCCAACACCCUCUACUCACCCAACUUGGCUCAUUUCUCAUCAACCAACAAACCCACAGGAUCAAGCAUCCGCGUGGAUUCACACCUAGACUUUGCGCAUACACUCCCCCCGCGACCCCGAAGCGUAUCGGCACCCGCCCCGACGUCAACGAACGCAGCAGCGCCGGCCCGUCGUCCGCCCUCCUCCCCUGAAAACCAAAACCCGACUGACUCGCCGAGUCUGGCUCGCCUCGCCACCAGCAAUCGUCGAGACAAACGACCUGCACUCGCGCGCCGCCCGGCUCCCAUCCACCACUCUCGUUACACCACCUAGACACCUAGCAUCAUGUCCCUCGCGCUCCCUACCGCCGCGGCGUCGUCGACCACGACGACGAGCGACAAGAACACGGUCGCGACGAGCAGCAGCGACAAGGACGCCAAGGACGAGCAGCAGUACGGCAAGACGGGCGCGCCCCCCAUCCGCCCCCCAGCGAGCGUGCCCGAGAUUACGGCUGUGCAGGGCCUUGUUCCCGUGCUCCAGAACAUUGUCGCGACUGUCAACCUCGAGUGCCGUCUCGACCUCAAGACGAUUGCGCUGCACGCGCGUAAUGCCGAGUACAACCCCAAGCGUUUCGCCGCCGUGGUCAUGCGUAUCCGUGACCCCAAGACGACGGCUCUGAUCUUCGCGUCGGGCAAGAUGGUCGUGACGGGUGCCAAGUCGGAGGACGACUCGCGUCUCGCGUCGCGCAAGUAUGCGCGUAUCAUUCAAAAGCUGGGCUUUGACGCCAAGUUUGCCGAGUUCAAGAUCCAGAACAUUGUCGGCUCUUGUGACGUCAAGUUCCCUAUCCGUCUCGAGGGUCUUGCGUUCAGCCACGGUGCUUUCAGCAGUUAUGAGCCAGAGGUGGGUCUGCUGGGGUGCGCAUCUAGGCGGCAGCUGACCUCGCAGCUCUUCCCCGGUCUCAUCUACCGCAUGAUCAAGCCCAAGGUCGUGCUCCUCAUCUUCGUUUCGGGCAAGAUUGUCCUCACUGGCGCCAAGGUGCGCGAGGAGAUCUACAUGGCCUUCAACCAGAUCUACUCUGUGUUGGUCGAAUUCCGCAAGGAGUCGUAGACGGCAUCACGACAACGAUGCCACCCCCAGAUCCCACACCACCACCAUCGUACCACUACCACCGCACUUAUACCAAUCAUCUGCAUCGUCGCCCGCUCUACAGGCUUCUCGGGGCCCUAGAGCGAGCCCGCCCUGGCUGUUAUCGUCUCGUCUUUGGUUGCCGACAAUUGAAACCGCGCGCCGCUGCGCCACUGUGAAGACGUCACCGUCGCAACACCACCACCCCCACCAACACGCUCACCCUCCACCACCCUCCCAUCCCUGUGUCAUCUCCUUAUCUCCUCGUGGACACCUCCCCUCCCCUGUAGUUUUAACGCACACACUGGCCCGCGACGUGGCGGGCCGAGUUUCGCUAGCGGCUCGUUGUUUCAUGGCAUGCAACCGUCAUAAAGA
This is a messenger RNA of Vanrija pseudolonga, 1493 nucleotides long. RefSeq names its product TATA-box-binding protein. Gene Ontology annotation, molecular function: RNA polymerase II general transcription initiation factor activity; DNA binding. The coding region runs from base 339 to 1100 and encodes 253 amino acids. Lineage: Eukaryota; Fungi; Basidiomycota; Tremellomycetes; Trichosporonales; Trichosporonaceae. Gene Ontology annotation, biological process: DNA-templated transcription initiation. The transcript has 4 exons. The record is from RefSeq and is a predicted model, not a curated record.